GAAAGGGAGAAAAGUGUAUUUAAAAGAAAUAAAAAUAAAACCAUGCAAUCGUUCAAAGAUUUGUCAAGAAUAACUUACAGAAGAAACAUAUUUCGCCGGUUUGAGUUUUACUGUUCUCAUCCACAAGACACACUUGGACCUCCAGGAAGAUUGAAGAGAUAUUUAGUUAACAAGUUUGUAAAGACAAUUGAAAAAUGUGAAAAAUUUGUAGAAACUAACAAUCCUGCAGCAUUUAAAUUUUACAAGACUUUUAAAGUUGGAUUUAAUGAUUUAUUAGGGGAUACGAAGACAUAUUAUCAAGUUAGUAAAGAUAUUUGGUAUAACAACAGGGAACUACAUACAUUUUCCCGUAAAGAGCUUGUAAUUUAUCAACAGAUGCCAAGUGAGAUGAUAAAAGCAGCCCCUAUGCUAUUAGUAGCAAUGAUGCCUGGUGCGUUUGUUAUCUUUCCAACCAUAUUACCUGUGGCUUACCUUUAUCCGAAAUUAUUAUUGACAAGUCAUUUCUGGACAGAAGAAAUAAAAACAGAAGUAUACAAACAAAGACAUAAAGAUAGAAUAAAACAUUUGCCAAUAAUUCUAGAUCAUAUGGAAAUAGCAUGUAGACAUAUACCUCAUACAGAUUAUAAACUUAAAAUGGAGCAAAUAUUUCAGAAACUAGAAAAUUCCUUGCAUCCUACAGUUGAAGAAAUAUUAGAAGUAAAGCCAGUAUUUGAGACUUAUAACUUUAAGGCAGAGAAAUUAUCAUUUGCCUUUUCUAGACAUCUUGCCAAAACAUUUGGUUUUUCAUUACGUAGAUCAAAGUUAGUACAGGAAGGACUGUUAUUACUGCAUACAGACCGAGCUAUUGUCAGGGAGGGUUUUAACUCUAUGACUGAGGAGGACAUCAACAUGUCAUGUCUAAGUAGGGGAUUAAAUCCCUAUGGAAUAAAGAGAGAUGAAAAAGAAAAUUAUUUAGAAUCUUGGACUCAGAUCAGUAAAGAAGUAGAUGAACACAGUAUGUCCUUGUUAUUACACGGACCAGUAUUAUUAGCUUUAAAUCAUCCAUCUAAUAGACAUAUACUUGGCGGUCAAAAAUUCAGAUGGAGGCGGAAAAAGAAAAAAGAAGUAGUUUGAAUCCAAACAUCUAAGUACAAGACCACACGACACGUAAAAAGACCUGCUGUGACUGAAGAGAUCUAUGAUGAUGGAAGCUGUCUUAUUUUGUUCUUUGUCUUUAAACAUUUACAUACUAAGACAACUCAGAUCAUGGUUAUGACAAAUACAUAUUUAAGAGACAGUGGCUAGAUUUUCAAGGAUUACUGUUAUUGCUGUGAUAUUAUUUUACUGUUGCAUUUGGUAUGUUCAGUAAAGUAAAGUAAAUCAGUGUUUCUACAUGAUGUUAACAACAUAAAAAGGCCUGCUGUGACUUUACAGAUCAUAUUCUUUUUCCCUGUCUUUCAAUGUUACUAUGCUUAGACGAGUAAGGAGAUUGUUUGUUAUGACAAAUAUAAAUGCAAAAGACUUUAUAUUGAAUUUGGUAUGUCCAGUCAACCAAACAAAAAACAUUUUUUGUAUAAAAUGUUGUUUUUAUUUGUGAAUCAGAAAAAAGGCAUUAUUUGUGAAGCAGUGAGUGAUAAAGAAAAACAUACAAAAUAGCAUCCAUAGUUUAAAGAUAUUGAAAUUACCAUUUUAGGGACAUUUUGGAGUAUUGCAGGGACUUACUAACAGUUCUGCUUUAAAAGUUGAUGGACAAAUUAAAAAAUCAUUAUCAUAAAGUGGUUGGUUUACUUUUAAAACAACUUUAUUGUUAAUCCCAGAUGGCCACUGUAAAUAUAUUUAUAAGAUGCAAUUGAACUUACUAUUAACAAAUCAUAAUUUAAAUUUUAUUCUAUAUUCAUUUUCUAGCCAGUUGAUAAAGGCUGAGCUCAAAUAAUUGCCAAAUGUGCAGAUGAAUAAUGAAAUAUUUGUUUCCUUAAGAUAUCUGAAUGUGUUGCGUUUUUUUGUUGACUCAAAGAUUCAGAAUUUAAAUAUAUUUUUUUCUGCUUUAAUGACAAAAUCUUUUAUGUUUUUGAUUUUGAAACAAGCCUGAUUUUAUGUCAUAAUAUUGAUUAU
Messenger RNA from Mytilus trossulus (common blue mussel), 2091 nucleotides. RefSeq names its product LETM1 domain-containing protein 1-like. Gene Ontology annotation, cellular component: mitochondrial inner membrane. The coding region runs from base 43 to 1113 and encodes 356 amino acids. Gene Ontology annotation, molecular function: ribosome binding. The transcript has 9 exons. NCBI's taxonomy places the organism in Eukaryota, Metazoa, Mollusca, Bivalvia, Mytilida, Mytilidae. The record is from RefSeq and is a predicted model, not a curated record.